UCAAAUACCUAUCUCUGAGUAUCCCAAGUUUUCACUUAAUGCUAUGCCCUGAGUUAAUUUUUUUCCCCACCAUCUCUGGCCUUUAGGUUUUAGACCACACAUCCCUUUCAUCUGUAUCAGAGCUCCUCUCCUAAUGGUCUCUAAUUACUUCAUCUUUAUUGCUUUGACUGCUUUAUAUUAAACACAGAUAAUUUUCAGAUCAUGCAUGAAAUUUGAACAGCACCAUUCCGUAAGCCCUGUAGCUUCAACAUACGCGUAUUUUCCAGAUUUCAAUGUACUAAGGUUACAGUUAACCUUGACCUUUGUUCAUCAUUACUUGUGCAGCAAUUUAUAACUGGGUAAAAUAGAUUAUACUCCUUGGAGAUAAUUCUAUCUUUCUUAAACAGUAAUUUUUUGUGGAAACAGCCUUUAAUUCUCUCUGUUGCAUACUUUCUGUUGGUGAAAUGCUAAAGGCACCUAGAUUUCUAUAUUGCAUUCCAGAGGGCUAGCAGCAUCAUAAUCUUGAACUCACAGGCAUGAAAAAGCUGUGUACAUAAUCUCAGGCUCUUUUUUUCUGAUCCUUAGCGUAUAAUUAGGCCUUUGUAAAUCUAAAGCACUCCAGUCAUCUUUUAUUAGUUUUUUCUCAUAACUUCCCAUUGAGAUGUCAACUUUAUUACCCUCACUUUACCUCAGUAUUAUCAAGAGGUCAGGCAGAUUUUAAAUUUCAUUUUUUUUUCCUGUUUGUAAUUAACAUUCCUUUUUCUUGAUCAUGUGCUUAACUUUAACCUGUGUCUGCUAAAAUGACUGCUUAGGUCAGAUAUAACCCCUCCCGACCAGAGGAAAGCAAUUACUGAACAAAACCACAUCUUGGAAGAGGUUCCAAGCAAUUGCCAAAGAAGGUCUGAGAGCCCCACCCUAGAAAGAAUCAGAUGGAAACUAAUAAGAUAGGAGCCAUGCAGUAUAUAAAAAUUGGGCAGCGGGUAGAAGAAAAACUGUAUAUACUGUUUUCUCCCUUCUGCUUUAGGGUACAUGAAAUUUUCCUGGGGGUUUCCAUGAAAUGUGUUUGCUGAGAUUUUUGUAUGCUUAUUGAUGUCAGGGAUGAAGAAGGAAGGAGGUGGCUCCCUGGCAGUAACGUGAAUGGCUGGUAACUGUGAAAGUCUUCCUGACCUGCCGGACAGGCUUCUUGUCAUUGCUGUUGGUCUUGUCAAAUUACUAAUUUUUCCUUACUUUUCUCAUCUGCCCCUCCUGAUCAGGUUGGUUUUACAAGUUCUUCCCUCAGAUCAUUCGGGAACUAGGUAGAAGGUCGUGAGUAGCAUCAGUAGGCCUGGCAGGUUUCUCAAGAAUUAAUAAUCUGAAACUGUACAUUCCUGACUUGAUUUCAUGUCUCCUGAGCCGUGAUUGUCCGGUGGUCUUGUGACUAGACUGGAAUGUGUAAUUUUAAAAACAGAAUAAUUAGAGUAUUUCUGUUGGAAUUUUUUAAUUGGGCUCUUGGAGGCCUUGUCCAUUUUCUGAAUCCCUUACAGUGGAAUUCUUGUAGAGAUACAAAGAACAGCUUAAAUUCUGUUAUCUGGCCUCCCAUUAAUGGAAAUUUCACUAACCAGGUGGAGCAUUUCCAGAACCUGAUGUUUCAGUGAGUGAUUUUGCCUUCCUCCAACUUCAGCUGGACGCUGCCUGCUGCUACCUCAUUUGGAGGCUCGCCAACCCUCAUGCUGUUUUCAGCUGAGUACACUGGCAUUACGUCCUGAUGGAUAAUCUUCUACUCUAGAUCUUCAUGUACCCUUCCCCGGCCCUUGGCCUGUUUCGGGGCCCUCCCUCCUCCAGAGGAAGCUGCUCUUUCACAAAGACCAAGGUGAUCCUGCCAGUUUGCAAGAGGGACUUUGCCUAACAAUUGCAAUCAGUGUAACCUGGCUUAUUGUACCCUCAAUGAAUCCCCAACAAUAAAAAAAAAAAAAAACCUACAAAGCCUUUCUAUUGUCUACAGAAUGAAGUUCAGACUCCCUAGAAGGGGAGGAAAGGCUGUCUCUCUCCAAGCCAACCCCAGGCUAUCUUUUCUACCCUAAAGCAACAGGCACAUUAGCCACAGCAGACUGGCCAUGUUGGUUGCCCAACAGCCUUCUCUGCUGCUGGUCCAUUUAUUUAUCAUUCGCCCUCAGCCUGUAAUAACCCUUUUCUCAACCUCCCUGGAUCCUCCCCUGGUCCUUGUAGUUCUAAAGCUCACUGUUCCAUGAAGUCUCCUGAUCUGCCCUGCCAGAGUCAGUCUCCCACCCCCACCUCAGUGUUCCCACAGCACUGUGUCUACACCAGUGCUGCUCAGCCUUCCUGAUGCCGUGGCCCUUAUACAGUUCCUGUGGGUCGCGACCCACAGGUUGAGAGCCACUGGUCUACACCAACAUUAUAACUGUAAUCUUGUUCUCACCUUCUUUGCUUUGUCCUUUAGAUAUUUGCAGAAGCCUCUCUCCUCUGUUUUAAGCUCCAGAACUCAGGAGCUCUAUCUCAUCUAGCUUUGUAUCUUUUUUGUUCCAUAACCCAACACUUUUGAGGAGACAGGGAACAUGUUAAGUUAAAAGGGCAGCACUAAAUCGUCGUGCAUAGCAGUGACUCUUAGACAUUGUGGGGCCCUGCAUAAUUUGUGCCCGUCACAAUUUUACUGAAAUUGGAUAUAUUUUGCAGAGUUCAGAAUCAUCUGUAAAUUCAACAAAUGUUUAUCGAGCAUCUACUGUGUUCCAGGUUCUGGUAGGGACACCCCAGAAGCCCGAAGGCCUCAGUUCUCAUGGAACUUAAAUUCUGUGGGGAGGAGAUCAAUAGUAAAAAUGCCACUAAGACAGUCACUUGCUGAACCUUACCUUCAGUUUCAACCAACCGAUUCUGUCUGGAUGAUCUGAUUACCUGCACUGGCAAUCUGAUACACUUGCCCAGGUUCAGUCACCUGUCACCUGUACUUAUGGACUCCCAAAGAUCCUCAAAAGAAACUGUCCUCAUUACAGGAGGAGGUGGCUAUUUUGGUUUCCGACUAGGCUGUGCUAUGAACCAGAAGGGAUUCCACGUGGUUCUGUUCGACAUCAGCAGCCCUGCUCAAACCAUUCCAGAAGGUAUCAAGUUUGUACGUGGUGACAUCCGCCAUCUCUCUGACAUAGAGAAAGCCUUCCAGGAUGGGAAUGUCACUUGUGUGUUCCAUGUUGCCUCUUAUGGUAUGUCAGGACGGGAGCAGCUCAAUCGAAUAUUGAUCGAGGAAGUCAAUGUCAGGGGCACGGACAAUGUCCUCCAGGCUUGCCAGAGGAGGGGGGUGCCCAGGUUAGUUUACACCAGCACUUUCAACGUCAUCUUCGGAGGUCAAGUUAUCAGAAAUGGGGAUGAAUCUCUGCCUUACCUGCCUCUUCAUCUCCACCCUGACCACUACUCUCGGACCAAAUCCAUUGCAGAGAAGAAGGUGCUGGAGGCAAAUGGCACAGCCCUGGAAAGAGGCGAGGAUGUCUUGAGAACCUGUGCUCUGAGGCCGGCCGGCAUCUAUGGGCCGGGAGAACAAAGGCACCUUCCCAGGAUAGUGAGCUACAUUGAGAGGGGCCUGUUCAAGUUUGUGUACGGGGAUCCCAGGAGCCUGGUCGAGUUUGUCCAUGUAGAUAACCUGGUGCAGGCUCACAUUCUGGCCUCAGAGGCCCUGAAAGCUGACAAGGGCCAUGUUGCCUCUGGGCAGCCCUAUUUCAUCUCAGACGGCAGACCAGUGAACAACUUUGAGUUCUUCCAGCCUUUAGUUGAGGGCUUAGGCUACACAUUCCCAUCCACCCGCCUGCCCUUGGGCCUUGUCUACUGCUUUGCUUUCCUAACAGAGAUGGUCCACUUCAUUUUGAGUCCACUCUGCAACUUCCAGCCCUUUCUCACCUGCACUGAAGUCUAUAAAACUGGUGUCACACAUUACUUUAGCUUAGAGAAAGCCAGGAAGGAGCUAGGUUAUGAGGCGCAGCCAUAUGACCUCCAAGAAAUAGUGGAAUGGUUUCAAGCCCAUGGUCACGGGAGAAGUCCUGGCAGUCAUGACUCAGAGUACUGUGUUUGGGGAGGGCUAUUGGGCUUCCUCUUGGUUAUAGCAGUCCUCACCUGGCUGCUGCAUCCUGUGAUCCUGCUGCUAUGAAGGAGGGGCUGAAAAUAAGGAGCUGAUCAGACUGAGGUGGUUUUCAAGAAACAUGGGUUUUUAAAUAAUAUACAGUGCUAUCUAGUAUCAAACUUUGGAUCCUUAAAAUUGCUACUUAAGAAUAAGUUUGUGGGGCGGCACCUGUGGCUCAAGGAGUAGGGCACCGGUCCCAUAUGCCAGAGGUGGCGGGUUCAAACCCAGCCCUGGCCAAAAAAACCAAAAAAAAAAAAAAAUAUAUAUAUAUAUAUAUAAAAAGAAUAAAUUUGUGGAUUAAAUCUUCCUUCCUUACACUAAUCCUAAUGGGAGAAAAAAAAGAAUCAAAAGUUUAAAAUCUGGUUUCCUGUGUUCUGUUUUCGAUGGGUGCAGUAAAGUCAGUUUGGAGCCAUUGAGGUGGGCUUAGUUGAGUUGGAAUGUACUUAUUUCCAUUGUACACACUCUGCAUCUGCUUAACAUGGACUAGAACUCAGAAUGAUAUGGGAAUGAUAAGCCACUAUCGGGCUUGGAAAUGUGUGGAAACACCAAAUUGGCCCAGAUCCCCAUCAGACCAGCCCUCUGAGGAGAUGGCAGCCCUCACAGGCAGGCACAGGGUGAGUUUCAGGGAGUGACUUCUGCUCUUUGUGAUAUAUGGGCAUUUUGCCUAUGCGACCACGUGAUUGAUGUUUAAACAAAUAGGCCUUUGUCCUACUUCGUAGGAUUCUUCUGAGGAUUAAGUUGGACAAAGCAUACUCAACACAUACAGCAUUAUUUUUAUUAGGAUUAUUAUUGUACUGUCCUUAUGAGGGUUUUCUUUCUAGAGUGUUCUCUUUGGAAGGGCUGUUGCUAUUGCACUUUCUGGAAUAUCUUUAGAUGUGCCUUCAGAGCAUGCAACUCAUGUGUUUGAAUAUACUCAGUGUUUGUAAAGUUUCGGCCUCUGAGGAUGGAUUAAGUUUAGGGAACAGCUAAAAAUAUGAUGAUUGAGGGGAGUGAUCAAGCUUACGAUGCCAUUUUUAAUUAAAAAUGAAGCAUAAACCUAAACCAGUGUUUUUCAACCUUUUUUAACUGACAACACACUUCAACCUACACUUAAACUUCUGUGGCACACUUAAGUUAUGUUGAUCAAAAAAAAAAAGUAAAAGAAUAUACUUACUCUGCCUUGAACUUGUUUUGAAAAUAAUUUAACUUAAGAUCUUUAAAAAUUUUUGCAGCAUACCAGUUGAAAAUCACUGCUGUAAACUGAUAGACCAGUUCUUUUUUACUGGGAAAUACGGUGGCUCUCUGACCAGUGAGGAAUGUUUUGAACAAUGGCAGCAUUGGCCACCCACAAGCACUGCAUGAAAGUCAUUCAGAUGUCACAAAAAGGAGACCCAUUCCACAUAGGUUGCUGCUAUAGACUUAUUGUAACAUGAGGUGGAGGAUGGAUUCCCGUGGAAAAUCAUGCUAGCAUCAUUCUGUGAGUAUUGGUAGAAGGCAGAUAGGCGCGCAGUCCCUGUCGAAGGCUGCCUGCAUGUUUUGGAAAAAGCUCUGAACUUGAUUCCAAAGACCCACGCCACAUUCAGUCUGGCCCUAAGUAAGUCCCUGAAGCCCCAUUAGAACUUAGUCUCCUCAUUCAGGAGAUUAGACUGUAUUGGGUCAUUGUAUACCUUGUAUUCCUUUCCAAGCCUCACCCCCCACUCCCCUUGGUGUCCUCUUCCUCACCAGUAGGACCCUUUCUUGGCCUCUAGCGCACCCCUUACCGAGUAGAGAGCCUGCCAAGAUACAUCCCCCAGCCCUGAUCCAGGACACCCCACAGGGGGAAAGGCACCCCCCGUUGCUGGCCUGGGAAGCCAACACUAAAAGUCCCACAGUUUGCUAGCAUCUUUUGCUCUGGAGAUUAACACCCAACA
Molecule: messenger RNA, 5964 nt
Organism: Nycticebus coucang (slow loris)
Lineage: Eukaryota; Metazoa; Chordata; Mammalia; Primates; Lorisidae
Gene: SDR42E1
Product: short chain dehydrogenase/reductase family 42E, member 1
Exons: 4
Coding region: 2921-4102 (393 amino acids)
Biological process (GO): steroid biosynthetic process
Molecular function (GO): 3-beta-hydroxy-Delta5-steroid dehydrogenase (NAD+) activity
Source: RefSeq, a predicted model, not a curated record